This is a messenger RNA of Mauremys mutica (yellowpond turtle), 2256 nucleotides long. RefSeq names its product phospholipid phosphatase 5 (gene PLPP5). The transcript has 7 exons. Lineage: Eukaryota; Metazoa; Chordata; Testudines; Geoemydidae. Gene Ontology annotation, biological process: phospholipid metabolic process. Bases 92 to 883 code for a protein of 263 amino acids. The record is from RefSeq and is a predicted model, not a curated record. Gene Ontology annotation, molecular function: phosphatidate phosphatase activity.
UCGCCAGGCCCGGGCGGGGAGGAGCCGCCGGCCCCGGCCCCUGGCGCGUCUGGCUGCAGGGAGCGGCUGCGCCGCGCUCCCCGCCCGGGCCAUGGAGGGGCCGCGGCUGGUGGCCGAAGUGGGCGCGCGGUGCCUGCUCGUCGGGGCCUUCCUGAUCAUGGAACAACUGCCUCCAUUUCAACGUGUCAUACAGCCUGAAGAGAUGUGGCUUUAUAAAAACCCAUACAUAGAAGCAGACCAUGUACCCACCAAGCUCAUGUUUUUAAUUUCAUUUUUGUGUCCCCUGAUGUUCAUCCUUCUGGCAAAAUUCUUCAUGAAAGUUGACCGCAGAGACACGCAGGAGGCCUUUUUGGCUGCCAGCCUUGCUCUUGCCCUGAACGGGGUCUUCACAAAUGCUGUGAAGCUAGUUGUGGGAAGGCCACGGCCGGAUUUCUUCUUCCGCUGCUUUCCGGAUGGACAGGCAAACGCCAAGCUGGUGUGCACCGGUGACCUGGACGUGGUGACUGAGGGACGCAAGAGCUUCCCGAGUGGGCAUUCCUCUUUCGCCUUUGCUGGUCUUGCCUUCUCUGCCUUCUACCUGGCAGGAAAGCUGCACUGCUUCGCCCCUGGCGGGCGUGGAAAAUCCUGGCGGCUCUGUGCCUUCUUAUCACCACUGCUCUGCGCUCUCCUCAUCGCUCUGUCCCGCACCUGCGAUUACAAGCACCACUGGCAAGAUGUGCUGGUUGGCUCAGCGAUUGGCUUCACAUUUGCAUACCUAUGCUACAGGCAGCAUUACCCUUCCCUGACUGACUCAGACUGCCAUAAACCAUUGCAGUGUAAAUCCAAACUACCACCAGCACAGGAGCAAAAGCUGGCCAGCUCCAGCUUCCACCUGGAAAUAUAAUGACGGGAUCCACUUUGCUGGGACCAGCCCCUGGGUAAUCAUUCCUUCCACUCUUCAGCCCGCAGCGUGGGGAAGAGUACAGGCUUUGGGACUAUCGCUUGCUGCCUACCUGGUGAAGUAACCCAGUAACCCAAGGAGGAUGCGGCUGAUAGAUGAAUAGGAAUUACUCCCCUGAACAUGCAGUAAGUGGUCCUGCUCAGCAGGCCUCGGCUCGUACCGUUCUUGUUUGAGAGAUGCUCCCCUCUUUCAGGCGAGCCCUGGAGGAAGCUGUGUAAGUGACUGUACUCCAGCCUGCAGGAGGGAGGGAAGUAGGCUGGCUACGACACCAUCUAAAGUAAGAACUGGCUCUCUGUGAGGGGAGGCUUGGUGGAAAUCCUGUAGGUGCAUGGGGCCAUGUAGUAAUGUGCAGGGAAGUCAGCCCUCUCCAAUGGAAAAUGUCAUUUUAUGAAAGGCCAGUAUGCACAUAGGAAGAGCCGGUCAGUGGUGUGUUGUGGGUACACAGCAUUUACUGUGUGUAUUUAGAGACAGCACCUCCUUGGCCCACCCUGCAGCCUGGGCACACUAGUGUGGUUUUGGUGAAAAAGCUCUGUCCUACAGCAGGUCCAACAGAUGCUGGGCUGAUGUCCUGGUGUGGCACCCUGGCUGGCUUUGGAAUCUCUCCAUGUCAUAUUGUUGGACACUACACAGACUGCUUCAGUCCAUUUGUAAAUACAUUUGCUUCCAGAAUCCUGCCCUAACUCUCACUUGAGGAUAGCUGGACAGUGUCUUCAGCACUCUGGUCGGUUUUAAUCCGGUCCUGUAUUCCCACAUCCUCCCAAGGCCACGAUCAGCACUGUAGUGCUAGGGAGCUGUCUGACCGGCAUGACUGUCUAAUACCAUAAGGGGCUGUCACUCAUGGUCCCACUGUUAAGAAUUACAGCUAAGCUGGGGGCGCGCACUGUGAUGUUUUAUAUUUAAUUCCAACCUAGAAGCACCAGGGCAGUGAGAUGGUGUCUGUACAGCACUGUCCAUGGGCUCACUGCUUUGUAGGUAGGAUGCGUCGCUCUGUCUGUAACUGUUAAAGGUGAAAGGAUGCAGCAUCCUUCCUUGUAGAAUGUUUCCCUGUGGACCAACUCAGCAAUUUGCAUUCUUGUUUCAUAGGAAAUAUGUUAAUUUCUUACGUACUGUAUCCCUAACAUUAAGUACUGGAAUUGUUGACUGUGCCAAGCUAAGGCCUGUGAAGUACAUCCUGUUAAUCACACCUAAAAUAGUUCAGAGCAAGAGCAAGGGCUCAGCCUUCUUGUGGUUUUUGGGGGAGGAAAAGCAGCAUAGUACCUGAAUCAUGUCAUUUCCUGGAUUUUUUAAUGUCAAAUAAAAAAGCUGAUUUUAAUUCA